AUGGCAACCUCAUCUGGUCGGGAUAUUCCUGAUGCCCAGUUGCACAAGCGGGUCAACAAAUCCACGCAUGGAUUCCCCAGGAAGCCGCGGAUCGAGGCAAGGACGGACCGCAGCCGGUGGAGGAUGAAGGACGAUGACAGUCGUCACACGUGGCAUUACCUGACCGACGACAAGGCGGCCAAAGACUGGCCCCAGAGCUACGCAGAAAAGUACUAUCUGAACAUGCCGCUGGGCCUCCCGGCGCUGCCGCGAGCGAAAUCGCCACUGGAGGCGACGAAGAACGGUCUGAGCUUCUUCGAGAAGCUCCAGCUACCCUCCGGCCACUGGGGAUGCGAGUACGGCGGACCGAUGUUUCUUCUCCCAGGUAUCGUCAUCACCUGGUACGUCACCAAAACGCCGAUUCCGUCGGCCUACGCGACCGAGAUCAAGAACUAUCUCACCGCCCGAGCGAACCCGGAGGAUGGAGGCUGGGGUCUUCACAUCGAGGGCGAGAGCACCGUCUUCGGCACCACUCUCAACUACACCGUCCUCCGCCUCGUCGGCGUUGACCCCGAAGAUCCGUUGAUGGUCAAGGCGCGAGGGACCCUGCACAAGCUUGGCGGCGCCGUCAACUCCCCGCACUGGGCCAAAUUCUGGCUUGCCGUCCUCGGCGUCAUGGACUGGGACAUUGUCAACCCGGUGCCGCCCGAGAUCUGGCUUCUUCCCGACUGGUUGCCAAUCUCUCCCUGGCGAUGGUGGAUCCAUAUUCGACAGGUCUUCUUGCCCAUGGGCUACCUCUACUCGAGGAAGUGGAGCUGCGAAGAGACGGACGUGAUUCGAGGUCUACGGGAGGAGCUCUUCGUCCAGCCUCAUGCGGAAAUCGACUGGGCAAGCCACCGAAACAGCAUCGCGGCGGCCGACAACUACCACCCCAAGUCCUGGCUUCUCAACAGCGUCAACUGGUUUCUCGUCAACGUCUACAACCCCUACCUAAGGCCAAACUAUAUCAAGGAAAAGGCCGAGGCCUGGGUCAGCGAGCUGGUCGACAUGGAGGAUGCGAACACGGAUUACGCCGAUCUGGCGCCCGUCAACGCGCCGAUGAACACGCUGGUGUGCUACGUCCGAGACGGACCCGACGCCUUCAGCGUCAAGAGGCACAUUGAACGGCUCGAGGAGUUCCUGUGGCUCAAGGACGAGGGUAUGCUCUGCAACGGCACGAAUGGGGUCCAGUGCUGGGACACGGCCUUUCUGAUCCAGGCCGUCUUCGAAGCCGGAUUGCAGCAUGACAAGCAAUGGCGGCCCAUGCUGGAGCGCGCACUCCACUACCUCGAGCGGCAGCAGAUUCGGGACAACUGCAAGGACCAGGAAAAGUGCUAUCGGCAGCCCCGCAAGGGCGGUUGGCCCUUCAGCAACCGCGACCAGGGUUACGGCGUCAGCGAUUGCAUCUCGGAGGCCCUCAAGGCCAUCAUUCUCCUCCAAAACGUCGGCGGAUUCCCCGAGGUGCUGGAGGAGCAACGCAUCUUUGACGCCGUCGACACGUUGCUGCUGUAUCAAAACGACAAUGGCGCCUUGUCGUCGUACGAAGCACGGAGGGGUGGGGAGUAUCUCGAGAUGCUCAACGCGGCCGAGGUCUUUGGCCGCAUCAUGAUCGAGUACGACUAUCCCGAAUGCACGACGGCUUGCGUCACCGCGCUCUCCCUCUUCAACAAGCAUUGGCCGGAGUACCGGACCGACGAGAUCAAGGUCUUCGUCCAGAGGGCCACCAAUUGGAUCAAGAGCUCGCAGCGGAUCGACGGCAGCUGGUACGGCAGCUGGGGCAUCUGCUUCACGUACGCGACCAUGUUCGCGUUGGAAAGCAUGGCCAGCAUCGGGGAAACGUACUCGAACAGCAAGGUCUCCCGACGAGGAUGCCAUUUUCUCGUCUCCAAGCAGCGCGAGGACGGCGGAUGGUCGGAAAGCUACAAGGCCUGCGAAACGAUGGAAUACGUCGAGCAUCCCUCCGGCUCGCUCGUCGUCCAAACGGCGUGGGCCCUCAUCGGGCUCAUGGAGGCAGACUACCCCGACAAGGAACCGCUGAAGAAGGGCAUCAAGCUGAUCAUGGGACGUCAGCAGCCCAAUGGGGAGUGGCUGCAGGAGGCCAUCGAGGGCGUCUUCAACAAGUCGUGCAUGAUAUCGUACCCGAACUACAAGUUCACCUUUACGCUCAAGGCGCUGGGUAUGUUUGCGAGAAAGUACCCCGACGUCCAGGUGGACCGCUAA
Molecule: messenger RNA, 2238 nt
Organism: Drechmeria coniospora
Lineage: Eukaryota; Fungi; Ascomycota; Sordariomycetes; Hypocreales; Ophiocordycipitaceae
Product: oxidosqualene:lanosterol cyclase
Exons: 3
Coding region: 1-2238 (745 amino acids)
Biological process (GO): triterpenoid biosynthetic process; ergosterol biosynthetic process
Cellular component (GO): lipid droplet
Molecular function (GO): lanosterol synthase activity
Source: RefSeq, a predicted model, not a curated record